UCCACGACGCUUUCAGUAUAGUAUUGCACAUUAAACGUUGCUCAUCGCAUUAUGAAGAAUUCUGAAAACGUUAAUCGGAUAUCAAAAUUAUUGUUUUCGUUCUUGCAAAUCGGAAGCAAAUCAACGAAUAGAUUGAAUUUAAUGUGCCUGAAUCGGAACGGAAUUGUUUAAAAGGGGAAAAUCGACAAAAGAAAUCGGAAAAAGAGAACCGUUUGUGAUUAACGAUAAAGGAAGAAAAUUCUUUUCGUUUGUUGUUUGUUUUUUUUUGUUUUGUUUUGUUGGAAAAUCGAAAUAGAUUCGAAUUUUUGUUUAUUGUUUUUUUAAUGUACUCCAACCAUUUGGUUAUACGAAACCAAAAUUUACAACACAUAAGUUACCUAUCCAAAAAAAAUAAUUGUGUAUUAACCCAGCAACAAAAUAAUAAAUUUGAAAUACAAAUUGCGAUUGUAGUGCCGAAUUUAUGUGCAUAUAAUGUGGAUUAUCUUUACGACUUGUAUACAUGGACUGUGUUUAUGUACAAGAAACAUACAUAAAAUUUUGUGGAUAUAAUUUGCCCGCACAUUUUCAGUUUGAAACGAAUUAAAGAAACCAAAUUUUUUUUUGGAAUAUACAUUGAAGACGAAGCAAGACAUCAAACCAGCCAGUCAGUCAUUUCACAUCGCGUACGAUUUUGAUAAAGUUGAAAAAGCUUUAAACAAAAAAUUUAAAUGCUUAAACGCAACGGUCAAACGUAGGAGGAAUAAUGUAAUCAGAUUUAUCGCCUAUUUUCAUAUACAUACGAAACGAAAGUACCGUUGUUGGUUGAAACAACUCUUCGCUAAAGUGGCUAAUAAACACUCCUACGAACUGCAAAAUUUUUAUUAUUCGUAUGCGGUUUAGAUUGGAAAGAUAAAGAACGAAAGAAAAAAAAAAUUAUAAAAAGAAAAAUAUAAAUCGAAAAACCAAAACCAUUACAGUCAAACGUGAUUAAAAUUUAUUAUAAAUAAAAAUAUCGAAAAUCAAAAAAUAAAAAUUCUGUUUUUUACAAUUACCCAGUGACAGUGUGUGGCUUAUUUUAUAUUUAUAUAUGAAAAAAGAAGAAAGAAAUAUAUUUGUAUAACAGUGUAGCUAGGGAUAUACAUACUACAAUUAUAUAUCUAUGUGAUUAUCUAUUCGAUAUAUAAAUUUUAUAUUUAUACAACCGAUUGUAGAGUAAAAAGCAUAUAAAAAAGAUAUAAUUAUUAUUCAUCGUGUUGUCAACAAAGUUCUAUUUAUCAUCGUGCAAAUAGGUGAAGAGAAACGAAAAAAAACCGCUUACAUAUUUGCACGUGUACUUUUCGGUUUCGGAAUAUUUAAUGUCAGCGGACAAACAUAAAAAAAAUUAAAAAAGGAACACGGUGUGAUAAAACUAAAACAUUAAUUACCUCAACCAAUUUAAUUAAUAAAAUUAAUUAAAAUAAAAUUUGUUAAUUCAUCUGUGAGAAUUGUGUAAACUUGUCAUUAAAAUUAUUGUUUUUUGUUCGUCAUUUUUUUUUUUACUUACAAUUAAAAACGAAAUUUUAAUUUUAAAACAAACAAAUUAUUAAAUUACAAACAAGAAAAAAGUUUUAAAAACUUAAACUGUGAUCUUAAAAAUAAAAUAUUAAAAAGCAAAAAAUUAUAAAAAUCGAUUAAAAAUGUACAACUUAAAUGUAAGUGGACCGCCAUUACUGGGUGUUGACGGUGUAUGCACAAAUCAAACACCACGAACUCCAGAAAUUUUAAACUCCCUCAUCGCAAUGACAAAUCCAUUAGAAUAUUCAUUUCCGUCAAAUCAACAAAAGAUAACACAAUAUGACAGCCAUUCCAGUUGUUCCGAGUCACCCCUAGACUCACCUGCAGGUUCGAACGUUCCACCGAGUGUACAACAGACUUGCUCGCAACUCAUAAAAGCUGGUCUCAAAUUAUCCCUUGAGAUGAAGCGAAAACUUAGCAGUGGUGAUUCCAGUGGUACAGAGUACAAAGUCGCCAAAAAGGAGUGCUUAGAUAGCAGUGACGAUGACGAUAUGGACUCUAAAUCGCCCAGAUGUGGGUUGACUCCCGAAGAUGAAGAUCGUCGUAGACGAAGACGAGAACGAAAUAAAAUUGCAGCCACAAAGUGCCGAAUGAAAAAGCGUGAACGAACAUUGAAUUUGGUCAGUGAAUCGGAAAUCUUGGAAACGCAAAAUAUCGAAUUGAAAUCGCAGGUACGGUCACUGGAAACGGAACGACGGAAAUUAACCGAAAUGUUGCAAGCCCAUGGUGCAACGUGUGUCCGACAAGAAGGUUUCCAACCGCCAUCACGUUGUACCAUUCCAAUAUCGAAAUACGUGCCCGAUUUGAUUCCAUGUGACCAACAGUCGAACAGAACCCAACAAAACAAAACGCUUCCACCUAUUCCACCAAUGAACACCAUCAAGUUUUGUCAUAGCCUUAAGCCAGCGCCAACACAAAACACUGACCAUUCACAACCAUUACCUGAUAUUGGAUACUGUAAAUCGGGCCUGUCGCCGAUAUAUUGUAAAUCAUCGCCAUCCGAUCGGUAUACCUUAAGUCCGGACAGUGGUUUCAUCAAAUCACCGUCGGACAUGGGCAUGUACAAUGGUAUGCAAAUGAAGAGUGACUACAUUCCGAAUGGAGAAAAUAAUGACGGUGAUGUCAGUGAAUUUGCGCUAAAAUGUGAGUUGAUUGAUGCCCAUAGUCCGUACACAACAGUUCAGAGUGCCGAUCGAUUCCUGUUUGAUGGCGGCAAUGAUAACUUUGAUAGUGAUAUUAGUGCCAGUAGAAAUAUGAAAAUUUUAAACAACAAUAAUAACAACAACAACCACCUCACGACAACGACUACCGUUAUUGAGUUCAAUAGUAGUUGCCAGAGUUUCGUCGAAAGCCAUUUGUUGAAAGCCGACUUUCUGAGUCAUAAUCCAGAACUUUUAAUGGAUGGUACCGAGACGCAAUUUACCGAUUUGGAUAGUGGUGUGACGACGUACAACAGCAUUGCGAACAAUGCAAAUAACAAUAGCAAUAACAGUGGUUGUAUGGCAUAAUUUAUCUCUUUCUACAUUUUGUGGCUAAUUAACCUUUUACAGACGGUCAUAUGCCAUCUGUUAUCGGUUGGAAUUGCGAUGACCUCCGGUCUUUAAGUAUAUGAGCUUCUUUUAUCAAUCUGUUGAAAAAAAAAGAUGAAAAGAAGUGACACACUCAUAAUGAUGAUGUGCUUGCUGUCUGUAAUAGGUUAGAGAAACGGGUAUCCGACAAAGAUGACAAUGAAGAAAGUGUGGAAAUGCAUAAGAAAACCUUCUAUCUCUCUCUCAGUUGUUUCUCUAUUGAUUCUAGUAAGUAUCUGACAAAUACAACUCCUAAUAGUUAGCGUUUGCUAUAGCAUUUGAAAGGUAUUCCAGAGUGAAUUCACACCCUACAAGUGUGUUUCAGAAUUUUGGGUGCAUGAACAAAUGAACUUCAACGCCCUCUGAUAUAAAAUCCCUUGUUUGAUUACCCCUUGUUUGAUUACCCCUUGUUUGAUUACCCCUUGUCAUUUUUCAUUUCGAAUUUUCAGCGGUCCUAUCUGCGACAUCCAUUAGAAUUAUUGAAUCCUUUGUCGAAAGUAACAACAAAACUAAGCGAUUCCAUCCUGUUAGUGUAGUCUUACAUAGCAAAACCGAUGUUCAAACUAACGAAGUAAAAGAUUUUUGAUACUUUUGGAUACCGUAACGGAAAGAAGUAGUAGAUUUAGUAGCGAUACGCUUUGCCGUUUCUAAAAGGUUAACAAACUCACAACUUAAACCAGUGAACAUUUUCCAAAAGGCGACCUUUCUGAAAUGGAAUACUCCCCAU
Messenger RNA from Bradysia coprophila, 3828 nucleotides. It is a transcript of the gene Atf3, whose product is annotated as Activating transcription factor 3. Lineage: Eukaryota; Metazoa; Arthropoda; Insecta; Diptera; Sciaridae. Gene Ontology annotation, biological process: regulation of transcription by RNA polymerase II. Gene Ontology annotation, cellular component: nucleus. The record is from RefSeq and is a predicted model, not a curated record. Gene Ontology annotation, molecular function: RNA polymerase II cis-regulatory region sequence-specific DNA binding; DNA-binding transcription factor activity, RNA polymerase II-specific.